Molecule: messenger RNA, 327 nt
Organism: Cryptosporidium ubiquitum
Lineage: Eukaryota; Apicomplexa; Conoidasida; Eucoccidiorida; Cryptosporidiidae
Exons: 1
Coding region: 1-327 (108 amino acids)
Source: RefSeq, a predicted model, not a curated record
AUGAAUCGCCCAAAAUAUAAAUCAAAGCUCAGGAGAAAUACGAUAAUUGAAGAGAAAAAUCGCUCAAAGUUAUUAAAUGAACAUAUUAAAUAUAGUUUGAAAAUAAAAAAUAAGCUUUCAGAUGUAAACCGUGCUAAAUUAAACGCCGCAUAUGAAAUAGAAAAUAAGCAAGAUCAGCUUUCAAAAGUUGAUGAUAAUGAUGAUCUAAAUAGGAAUUUUGAUCAUUUAAAAUGGAGGGAAAGAGAAUAUAAUCGACUGAAAAGGGAAUAUUUGGAUUACAUAGGUAAUUGUAAAAGCAAUCGCACUUUAGAUUAUAUAUUCCAAUAA